UUGAUCGAGAGAAGUACUAGCGGCCGUCGCGUGGUGGUCUAGCCGUGAUAUCGACGCGUAAGUCCCCGAGGCGACUCGACCAUACCCGCCUGUCCAUCCCCCGACCCUCAACGUUUUCCCGUGUACUGUUGGGGUGUUAUUGUCUUAACGGUUGUGUGCGUGAACAUACAAUUUGUGAAAACAAGCGAGAUUCGACAAAAAGUAAUUCGGCCCGGUUGGCAACAUCGAGCAACGACCAUAUACAGUCCUACCGUACACAGCAGCAGGGGUUCGCAGCAGGACAGGGGGGCCAGAAUAAAGCAGGAAGGGCAGACAGCAGGGGGGCAAAGCCGACGAUAAUCAUUCACCUCAACGAGACAUCCUGCUAACAGUGCAAUACCAAACAUCGUAAUCUUUUUUUAAAGUUAUGCCGUGAUUCCUAAUGUAGUUUCUACCUAAUAGUGGAACAUUAAAGUCACUCAGCCAGAAGACUAUGGAAACUGAGUUCAGAAUUUCCAGGGAGCUGUUAUUCACAGCUUGUUGGGAGUUUCAGAGUUAAUCAUGAAAACUAAGCACAAAAAGUCCAAGAAUAAAUCUGCACAAUCAAAGAACAAAGUUGUAAUCCGUAACUAUGACGAGACCCCCAUGAAGUUCCGCUCCAAGAUAGACCCACUGAAUCUCGAGGAACACAAGUUGGAAUUCCUACAACACGGUCACAUCUCGCAAUUUCAGUUCAAGACAUUCCAUGAUGAUUCAACUGGUAGCAAAGAUGGUCAGAUCAAAUUUGAUCUCCUUCCUGAGGCUACCCGCAUCCUUGAGAUGGUUCGGGAGGAGUUUGGGUGCGGAGAUCGUUAUAUAGAGCAAGCAUUUGGGCCAAGGAUUGAAGUAGAGGAGGCAUCUAAUCUGAUCGCUAGUUACCUGAAAGAAAGUGGAUCUGAAGGAAUGAUGACCGUCAGUUGGAGCAAGGAUCUGUCAUGCAGUGGUCAGAUGUGUUGGCAUGGUCCUUCUCUUCGAUAUAACCGGCCUGAGGCAAGGAAGUACUCCAUGUGGAUCAAGAACUCUAAAGAUAAUCUGUAUCUUCGCAAGCAUGGAAUCCGCUGUCUAGCAAACCAUGAAAUUGCAACACACUUUUAUCGAUCAUUGAAUGAUGGCCUACAACCUUGGUUUUCACAUCGUCAGAGGUUUGGUCUUGGCAGCUUGAGCAGUUAUACGUUAACAGAAUCAGAAGAGGGCUUAGCAUCGAUCAACACAAUGUUAGAAGCAAAUCAGAAGUAUCUCUACUUUCAAGCUUUGACAUAUUAUGUGGCGUGCAAAGCAACAGAGCUAACAUUUCAAGAGUUAUUUGAUCAUCUUGGCCAAUACGUUGUCGACCAGGAGCUUAGAUGGAAGUAUGUCAUGAGAGUAAAACGCUGCUUGCAGGAUCCGGGCAGUGUAGGGGGUUAUGGAAAAGACCAAUGCUACUUUGCAGGUGCUGUGGACAUUCUUCGUAAUAUUGACACUACAGAUUUCCAUCUGAUGUAUGCCGGCAAGAUCAGCAGAGAGGAGAUACCUCGGAUCAAACGUCUGGCUCGUCUUGAUUUCAUCAAGCUGCCAAUAUUCCUUCAGAAUAUGGAGUCCUACCGAAAACAGCUUAGACAUAUAGCUGUUGUCAAUGGACUCAUUCAGAUCAAAUCUGUUGGAAAAUCUAGCCAGAAAUCCUCACAGAUGAGUAAGUUUGGCAAAAAGAAAGUUCCUCGACCUCCUUCAGCAAUGUCUCACAGCUUACAGGAAAAUUCAGAUAAAGAUGUUCGCUGUGCAUCACAGACUUCAUCAAGGUACACCCCGUCAUCAAGACAUUCUACCAAGACAAAGUCUAACACUAAACAUGCCAACAAGAGCAGUAGUUGCCGCACAAAGAAGCAACCAUCUCAGAGAUCAGUAUCACCACUGAGUGAAUCAGAAAGCAAAACGGUCGUCAAGAUGAUUUACAUCACUAAGGAGGAUAAGAAAGAGAAAGACAAGAAGCUAUCAUGGUGGUCGUCUAGAUCCCCAUCUCCUGUAAAUGGUAAUGUACCAAGUGAGGAUAGGAUGACUGCCGUUAGCCCGGUGCCAUAUUCACCUCACCGAUGGCUGCUAAGGAGACGUAAUAGAACAUCACCCAAUACUUUAGGGAGAGUUAAUGAAACCAAAGAUAAUGCUAGGUCUACCUCACAACAUCCUCUUUUAAAGAUAUGACUUCUCACAGUUUCAAAACCUAUGUAGUUUCUAUGUCAUUCUGUAGUCAAAUUGGAUGUAACAACUUUUCUCACAACUAUUUCUCUCAGUGAUGCUGAUUGCUGAGAUGGUAUGUCAACUCCUUAGUUUCAGUAAGUUGUCUUGGCAACAAAUCAACACAUUCCACACAAUCAGUGGACUAGGCAAGACAAGUAUUUCUUGUAUAGUCAGAUUGCGUUAACUUGUUCUCAAGAACCUGUCUUGCUAUUUAUUCUGGAUUUAUUCUCCUAUUUAUUCUCUCAACAUUUCAAUCAGUACGCCUAUGCUCUGAUCAUCUUCAAGGCAUGUGUAAAAAUGCCUGCCACGACUUGUAGGAUUUGAGACUUUGGCAACUUCUUCAAGCCUUUUUUAUAUUUAUUUCUUUACUUCAGAAAUUUUUUGGCACCACAUCUUUUAAUUUUCUCUAAUUUGAUUCAAAAAUUUUGUUUCUGUACAUUGUCUUUGUUAACAUCCUUUGAGCAUAGAGAAAGGUAGUCUAACCUAACUCCAUGCUUUAACAAGCAAUACAUUCUUCAAGUUAAUUUCUGAUACUCAGGAUGUUUUUGUACUGAUGUAAAGCAAUCAAUUUACCAUACUGUUAUGUUAUGAUUAUUUUAUCACAAUAUUAAUUUAAGUUUCUACUGCAGUAAAAGCAGGGCCCAGUUUAAUAGAGCUGGUUCAACAGACAAAGGUGCUUUAGAAGCAGCUCUAUGAAAUUGGACUCCAUAGAGCUGUUCCAUAGAGAUGUAUCUAUAGUGAACACAUUUGUCAUUUAGAAGCAGAAAAAUCCACGCAAUACAUAUUGAUUGGCAUAUUUACAUUUUGUGCAGAUAUUUUGUUUUGCGAUUGUGUUGGUGUAUUUCAAGGUUGGACUGCGACUGAGGAUUAUUCUUUAUAUGGGAUCAGGCAGGGUGUCGAGUUACCAUAUGGUGUUGGGUUAUGUUAGAAUAAAUCACUCAUGGGUGAUAAGGGCUGGCAUACCACCAUAAUCAGAGUCCAACAGUUUGGGUGCUGAGUUACCAUAUGGUGUUGGGUUUUGUUAGAGUGUGGAAGGAUCUUAAUAAAUCACUCAUGAGAUCAGGCUUACCACCAUAAUCAGAGUCCAACAGUUUGGCUGCUGAGUUACCAUAAUGGUGUAUGGUUUUGUUAGAGUGUGGAAGGAUCUUAAUAAAUCACUCAUGGGAUCAGGCAAACCACCAUAAUCAGAGUCCAACAGUUUGGCUGCUGAGUUACCAUAUGGUGUAUGGUUUUGUUAGAGUGUGGAAGUAUCCUAGUAAAUCACUCAUGAGAUCAGGCUUACCACCAUAAUCAGAGUCUAACUGUUUGGCUGCUGAGUUACCAUAUGGUGUAUGGUUUUGUUAGAGUGUGGAAGUAUCCUAGUAAAUCACUCAUGAGAUCAGGCUUACCACCAUAAUCAGAGUCCAACAGUUUGGCUGCUGAGUUACCAUAUGGUGUAUGGUUUUGUAAGAGUGUGGAAGUAUCCUAGUAAAUCACUCAUGAGAUCAGGCUUACCACCAUAAUCAGAGUCCAACAGUUUGGCUGCUGAGUUACCAUAUGGUGUAUGGUUUUGUUAGAGUGUGGAAGGAUCUUAAUAAAUCACUCAUGGGAUCAGACAUCCCACUAUAAUCAGAGUCUAACUGUUUGGCUGCUGAGUUACCAUAUGGUGUAUGGUUUUGUUAGAGUGUGGAAGUAUCCUAGUAAAUCACUCAUGAGAUCAGGCUUACCACCAUAAUCAGAGUCUAACUGUUUGGCUGCUGAGUUACCAUAUGGUGUAUGGUUUUGUUAGAGUGUGGAAGUAUCCUAGUAAAUCACUCAUGAGAUCAGGCUUACCACCAUAAUCAGAGUCCAACAGUUUGGCUGCUGAGUUACCAUAUGGUGUAUGGUUUUGUUAGAGUGUGGAAGUAUCCUAGUAAAUCACUCAUGAGAUCAGGCUUACCACCAUAAUCAGAGUCCAACAGUUUGGCUGCUGAGUUACCAUAUGGUGUAUGGUUUUGUUAGAGUGUGGAAGGAUCUUAAUAAAUCACUCAUGGGAUCAGACAUCCCACUAUAAUCAGAGUCUAACUGUUUGGCUGCUGAGUUACCAUAUGGUGUAUGGUUUUGUUAGAGUGUGGAAGUAUCCUAGUAAAUCACUCAUGAGAUCAGGCUUACCACCAUAAUCAGAGUCUAACUGUUUGGCUGUUGAGUUACCAUAUGGUGUAUGGUUUUGUUAGAGUGUGGAAGGAUCCUAGUAAAUCACUCGUGGGAUCAGGCAAACCACCAUACUCAGAGUCCAACAGUUUGGGUGCUGAGUUUACCAUAUGAAAUACCAGAAUGUUUAUUCCUUCAUCUUGGGGCGAUGUUUCUGUUUAUCGUGUCACUAGAAAAUGUAUAUUUUGUCUUUUAACUAAACCUAUUGAAUCGUGAAGUGUGUGAAUUCAAAUUAUACAUUCUGUACUCUCUUAGCCAUCGGGUCAGCUAUAAGCUUACAUUAACUUAUUGGAAAAUUAAAAAGAAAUUCUAGAUUUUUUUUUUUGAUAGCUCAUAUUUAGAUUAGUCAAUUUUUGUCUUUUCAUCUGCUUUGAAUAUCCGUUGAAUCUUGCCUAAAAUAUUAUUUAUAACUAAAUUAGAAAAUAGCAUUUGCUGUUGCAAACUGUUUACCAACCGAGAGGAUCUGUGGUAUAAAUGUAAACACAAUAGCAGAGUCUUUCUAUAAUUAGAUAAUAAUACAUGCAGUGUGUGUGAUAUUAAACAAGUCAGGUUAUUCUAAGGUUUCUAGUUGGUAAUAAGUUGCAAGGCCUCUUUGAGGAAAUUUACUUAUCUUGCUGUUUAAUUUUGACUAAUUUUGUUCUUCAAAUGAAGAUAGAAACCCACACUUUGGGAAGUAAGGUUAAAGGCAGUGGACACUAAUGGUAAUUACUCAAAAUAAUUAUUGUCAUAAAACCUUUCUUCAUUACGA
This is a messenger RNA of Asterias rubens (European starfish), 5146 nucleotides long. RefSeq lists its product as uncharacterized. NCBI's taxonomy places the organism in Eukaryota, Metazoa, Echinodermata, Asteroidea, Forcipulatida, Asteriidae. Bases 541 to 2193 code for a protein of 550 amino acids. The record is from RefSeq and is a predicted model, not a curated record. The transcript is spliced from 6 exons.